Molecule: messenger RNA, 789 nt
Organism: Maudiozyma barnettii
Lineage: Eukaryota; Fungi; Ascomycota; Saccharomycetes; Saccharomycetales; Saccharomycetaceae
Gene: GAG1
Product: Gag1p
Exons: 1
Coding region: 1-789 (262 amino acids)
Source: RefSeq, a predicted model, not a curated record
AUGGCUCAUACGUUAGACAAAAAAUCAAGUCUCAGAAGUCUUAACUUCCAUUUAAAGAAAAAACACAGUAAUAAUGUUGGCGGGGACGACGAUAAAAAUAAAUCCAGUUUUAAACAAUCGGUAUCGGCACUUAUGAACAAAUGGAAAGAUAUCUUUAAAUCCAUUACACAUAAUACAUUGGAUGAAUUGGAGACAUAUUCAUCUGAUGAACAGAUUGAUGCUAUGUUCCGUAGGAAUAAGAAGGACGCCAACGUAGUCAAAUUUAACAAAAUAUUAAAUGAGAGAGAUAGUGGCGCAUCAUUAUCUCAAUGUAACCCUGUCACUAGUUCUCAAUUAGAGAUGAAAUUGACAGACGAAAGAAGCACAGAAAAUGCAACAUCGGUGAGUGCAAGUAAUGCAACGCAGGUGAAAGAUAUUGACGAAGAAAUGAAUUCUGAUGAUAAUGAAGAUGAAGAAGAUGAAACUUUCGAUAAUUAUGAUGAUGUUCAAGCUUGUCGAUUAUUAAGAAGUGAAAAAGGUGAACCGUUUGUGGAUGCCAUUGAAAUAUGGAAAUAUAGAAGAGAUCUAUGGCAAAAGAGAACCACUGACGUCACAAAGGAAGAUAUUGAUGAAAGAAGAGAAGAGUUUCAACAAAUUCCAUCCGAAUAUUACGAUAGAAUAUAUAAAAAAUUGGUAAUAGAAGAUAAACCACUAAGGGAACCAUUAAAUCUUCAAGAUGCAUUAAAGGUCAUUAAUUCGGGCUGGACUGAAACUAAAAAAUGGGAAAGAGCAGCUAAUGGUAUUGCAUAG